Hibiscus syriacus is the source of this 1543-nucleotide messenger RNA. Its product is annotated as sulfate transporter 3.1-like. Gene Ontology annotation, cellular component: membrane. The transcript is spliced from 9 exons. The record is from RefSeq and is a predicted model, not a curated record. Bases 1 to 1332 code for a protein of 443 amino acids. NCBI's taxonomy places the organism in Eukaryota, Viridiplantae, Streptophyta, Magnoliopsida, Malvales, Malvaceae. Gene Ontology annotation, biological process: transmembrane transport.
AUGUCGAACGCAGACAUACAAAUUACUAAACCAGGCAACACAGCAGAGCUUAUAGAAAAGUCAAGAAGAUACAGCAGUACUUGGAGAUGGGAGAGUGCUGUGCUGGGCAUUGGAUUCCUCUUCUUCCUCCUCAGCACCAGAUCCGUCAGCAAACGGCGACCCAAGCUAUUUUGGAUAUCGGCGGUGGCACCUUUGACAUCAGUCAUUCUCGGAAGCCUUCUCGUUUAUCUCACACAUGCCGAGAAACACGGCGUUCAAGUGAUAGGAAGCUUGAAGAAAGGGUUGAAUCCACCGUCGUUUGGGGAUUUUGUAUUUACUUCUUCGUAUUUGUCAACAGCUGUGAAGACCGGCGUCGUUGCCGGCAUCAUUGCUCUGGCCGAAGGAAUAGCAGUGGGAAGAAGUUUCGCAAUGUACAAACACUACCACAUCGAUGGGAACAAAGAAAUGGUAGCUAUUGGGACCAUGAACAUUGUUGGUUCUUGCUUUUCCUGCUAUCUCACGACAGGGCCAUUUUCUCGGUCGGCUGUGAACUUCAAUGCAGGGUGUAAAACGGCGAUGUCGAACGUUAUCAUGGCGAUUGCAGUUAUGUUCACGUUGCUGUUCCUAACACCACUGUUCCAUUACACUCCCCUGGUAGUGUUGUCCGCCAUUAUCAUGGCUGCAAUGCUUGGUCUUAUCGAUUACGAGGCUGCAAUUCAUCUUUGGAAGGUCGAUAAAUUCGAUUUCGUGGUGUGUACCGGCGCGUUCCUCGGUGUCGUUUUCGCAAGCGUGGAGAUCGGCUUAGUCAUAGCGGUUGCAAUAUCUGUGCUGAGAUUGCUUCUGUUUAUCUCGAGACCGAGGACCUUUCUUCUCGGAAACAUCCCGAAUUCCACCAUCUACAGAAACGUCGAGCAAUAUCCGACUACAAACAGUGUUCCUGGGAUUCUUAUACUCGAGAUUGAUGCUCCAAUUUACUUUGCUAACGCAAGCUACUUAAGAGAAAGGAUCUCAAGGUGGAUUGAUGAUGAGGAAGACAGGCUGAAAUCUGCUGGGGAAACAAACUUACAGUAUGUUAUACUUUACAUGAGUGCUGUUGGCAACAUUGAUACCAGUGGAAUAAGCAUGCUUGAAGAAGUGAAGAAAACUACUGACAGAAGGGGGAUCAAGCUUGUAAUGGCUAACCCUGGAGCGGAGGUGAUGGAGAAACUGAACAAAUCAAAGUUCAUAGAAACGAUAGGUGAAGAAUGGGUAUAUUUGACAGUAGGAGAAGCUGUUGAAGCCUGCCACUACAAGCUUCAUACAUGCAAACCAGACUCCACCAAUGAGGAAUUGCAGAUGUGGAAUAAUGUGUAAAGCUUAAUAGAUUUUUUGAUGUACCAGGAAGAACAUGAUUUUUCUUCUUUUUUUUCUUUUAAAUUAAAGGCCUUGUGCACCCGAGAAUUAGGACGCAUAGUUUAAUUAAGCUUUAGAUGCUUCAAUCGGAAGUUGGAGGCCUAUUUUCCCUCUUCCAAAAAUAAGCAAGUUGUAGAGUGAUACAUAUCAUGGCAAUGAAAGUUCAAAACAA